AUGCUGAGGACAGUUGCAAAGCAGUACCUGCCAUUCCAGCCGUCUCUCGCUCCGCCUCGACCGGUGCUCUGGGCGGUGUCUCGCGGCGAUGUUGCGCCUGUCAGAGCUCCUUCAGCUCAUGCCGUCCGACGUCUCGACGUGCGGACGUGCUGCUCCAGCUGCCCCUCACCCGCACCAAGCUCCAACCCUCCUAACCAGGACUACUUCACAAUCACCACCCCGCUUUACUACGUCAAUGCAGCACCCCACAUGGGCAGUGCCUACCCUACCAUCGCCGCGGAUGUGGCGUCUCGUUUUCAGCGGCUGCUGGGCAAGCGUGUCCGCUUCCUGACCGGUACGGACGAGCACGGUGAGAAGAUCGCGGCGGCGGCCUCCGGGAGGGGGCUCAGUCCCCAGGAACACUGCGACGACAUCGUGGCGCAGUACACUGACCUGUGGGACAAACUUGACAUUCAGUACGACAGGUUCGUACGUACGACAGAAUCUCGCCUUGCGGAGCUUGUGGUGGAUGUGUUGGUUCGUUGUUGGGAGCGAGGUGACAUAUAUUCUGCUGACUACGAGGGGUGGUACUGCGUGGACUGCGAGGAAUUCAAGGGGCAGUCCGAGUCCCAGCCCAGGGGCUGCCCCACACAUCGGAAGCCCUGUCAGCACCGUAAGGAGGCCAACUACUUUUUCCGCCUGAGCAAGUACUCCAAGUGGAUCGAGGAGCUGCUGUCGCGGGAGGACUUCGUACAGCCCGCGUCGCGCCGGAAUGAGCUUAUGUCGUACGUCCGCGAGGGCCUGCGCGACUUCUCCAUCAGCCGUGCGGCAGUGGACUGGGGCAUCCGUGUCCCACAAGACCCCAAGCACACGGUGUAUGUGUGGUUUGACGCGCUCAUCGGCUACCUGUCCGGGCUGCUUCCCCCCGAUGUGCCCGCCACCACCUCCGAGGUCCCCGUGCACGGCUGGCCCGCCUCCGUACACGUGAUCGGCAAGGACAUCCUGCGCUUCCACGCCAUCUACUGGCCCGGAAUGCUCUUGUCGGCGGGACUGCCACUGCCGCAGCGAGUGUACGGCCACGGCUUCCUGACCAAGGAUGGUCUCAAGAUGGGCAAGGCACUGGGCAACACCCUGGACCCCCGGGCACUGGUCGCAGCGUACGGUGCGGAUGCCGUACGGUUGUACUUCAUGAAGGAGAUUGUGUUUGGCCAAGACGGCGACUUCAGCGAGGUGCGAUUCCGGGAUGCGGUCAACGCAGCCCUCGCCAACAACCUGGGCAACGGUCUCAACCGAACGCUCAACCUCCUGGCCAAGUUCCACGAUCGGACCAUUCCCGUGGACGCCUCCUCUCUGCCCGCGGACCUGCCUCUGAGGCAGAUGGCAGCGGAGCGCCUGCCUGCCGCCGCCAGCGCCUACAGCGCCCUGUCCUUCCACGAGGCGGCUGAGGCGGUGCUGGCGCUGGCCUCACGGAGCAACCAGUACCUGGAGGAAACACAGCCGUGGACCAAGUUGAAGAAGGGCUCGGAUGAGGAGAAGGCUGAGGCCGCGGCAGUCCUGGUCGCGGUGCUGGAGGCGGUCCGUAUCGUCGCGGUGGGCCUGGUCGCCCUCACACCCGGCCUCAGUCGCAGGAUCUACUCGCAGCUGGGCUUCUCAGAAGAGCAGUUUCAGGCGCUCAGCUGGGCAGAUACGGCGUGGGGCGGGCUGAAGGCGGCUCAUCGAACAGCUGAGCCAGCACCUGUGUUUGUGAGGCUAGAGGCGCCGGGGGAGGCGGAAGCGGCGGCCGAGGCGGCGGCGAAGGCCAAGGCGACAGCGGCGGCGGCAGCGACUAAGCCCAAGAAGGCCAAGGGGGGGAAGGGCGCGGCAGAGGACAAGAAGGCCAAGGGGGGGAAGUCGCAGCAGGGGCAGGAGGCACAGGCGGCGCAACAGGCGCAGGAGCAAGCUGCAGUGGUGUAG
Molecule: messenger RNA, 1932 nt
Organism: Volvox carteri f. nagariensis
Lineage: Eukaryota; Viridiplantae; Chlorophyta; Chlorophyceae; Chlamydomonadales; Volvocaceae
Exons: 15
Coding region: 1-1932 (643 amino acids)
Biological process (GO): methionyl-tRNA aminoacylation
Cellular component (GO): mitochondrion; chloroplast stroma
Molecular function (GO): methionine-tRNA ligase activity; ATP binding
Source: RefSeq, a predicted model, not a curated record